Molecule: messenger RNA, 552 nt
Organism: Benincasa hispida (wax gourd)
Lineage: Eukaryota; Viridiplantae; Streptophyta; Magnoliopsida; Cucurbitales; Cucurbitaceae
Product: methionyl-tRNA synthetase
Source: RefSeq, a predicted model, not a curated record
UCUAUAAAUCUUCAAAAGUCCACAAUUUUCCCAAAACCAGACUUUCAUCCAAAACCAAACAACAAACAAUCAAUCAAAUAGCAGAAAGAAGCCCUCAGCCAGAGAAAGCAAGAAGAAAAGGAAGAACCUAAAGGAAGAAAAAGAAGAUGUGUUUGGUAUUUGUGUGCGAUGAAGAUCAAAGGGUAUUAUCGAGGCAACCAGCUCCAGGGGCAUGCCCCUUCUGCGGAGGAAUGAUCCAAGCCACCGACGUUGAAAGCCAAUGGCGGUUCUGUUUCCUCCCUCUUUACUGGAAAACCAAACGCAAGUUCUAUUGCACUAUGUGCACCAGACAACUCGUUAUGCAGUAGAAAAACACUGUAAUCUUACAGAAUCUGUUCUCUUUUUUCUAUGAUCUAUGAAGUUUAGAAAGUGGGGUUGACUUAUUUUUUCUUUGUUUUGUGAUUUUAAUCAGUGUUUGUGUAAAAUCUACUGCUGUAUGAAAUAGAGAUACCAUUACAUACCUUGAUUGCCUGGAAAUACUGAAUUGACCUCUCUUCUCCCUCGUUUCUCUUG